Molecule: messenger RNA, 783 nt
Organism: Fusarium keratoplasticum
Lineage: Eukaryota; Fungi; Ascomycota; Sordariomycetes; Hypocreales; Nectriaceae
Exons: 3
Coding region: 1-783 (260 amino acids)
Source: RefSeq, a predicted model, not a curated record
AUGCGCUUCUCCUCUUCCACUGUCCUCGCGGCUCUGCCCGCCCUCGCCGCCGCUCAGGACUCUCCCGUCGACCAGUACAAGGCCCAGUUCCAGAACUUCCUCGGCCAGAUUGGCGGCUACAUUCCCAACCCAGGCCACCAUGAUCCCAUCGCUGCGGCCGAGGCCAAGGCUGGCGCCAUGAGACUCAACAUCCUGACCCUCGAGAACUGGAAGGAGACCCUCUACGAGCCCGUCGCCGCUGAUGCCACCACCCCCGAGGAGUGGUGGUUGUUGAUUUCUGGCGGAAACAAGACGUGCUACGGCCGAUGCGGAACCGUCGAGCAGGCCUUCAACGAGACCGCGGCCAAGUUCGCGCUUCUCGAGAACAGCCCUCACAUGGCCUAUCUGAACUGCGACAACCAGCCCAUCCUGUGCAAUUCGUGGUCUACUGGCCCCGCCAGCCUCUACAUCUUUGACCUGCUGCCCAAGCCUGCGCCCGUCGAGAUUUACAAGAAGAGGCUCAACCUGACCACCACCACCUCGGAUGACCUGGUCGCCCUCCAGGCCUCUGGUAACAAGGAGGACUUCAUCCUCGUUGAUGGCUGGUUCCACCCCUUCAACGGCAAGGCCGCUGAGAACGGUCUUGCCGUCCCCUUCGGCUACGUCAUGUGGGCUUUCGGCCUGAUUCCCAACUGGCUGUUCAUGCUUCUCGUCUCCUUUGGCAGCCGAACCAUGAUGAACCGCCGCAUGGCUCCUGACGUGGCCGGCCGCCCCCAGGCCGGUGCUGCUCCUCGACGCCAAUAA